AUGUUAUAUAUAUUUUAAUUUGUAUAAUAAUCACAUAUAUCGAAUUGAAUAUGCUGCCAAACCCUGCUCAGUUGAGAACAAAAUAAAAAUGUCUAUUUUUCAUGUCUCGGUGACGCGAGAUUUCGGUGACCAUCAAUGAGGAUCAAGGUCGCUGUUCAAGGUCGACUAUUCCUUCGCCGGGUACUCAAAGGACGCUGCUUUUCCUCAGAACACUCAAAAUCAUCAAACAAGAUGCCAAUCACCACUCUUCACGCCAGACAGAUCUUCGACAGCCGUGGCAAUCCUACUGUUGAAGUUGACCUUAGGAAUGAAAAUGGCCUGUUCCGUGCUGCUGUACCAAGCGGUGCCUCCACAGGCAUCUACGAAGCUCUUGAGAUGAGGGACAAGAUUAAGGCAGAUUACCAUGGAAAAGGUGUGUCUAAUGCUGUAAACAAUGUCAACAAUCUAAUUGCCAAGGAGUUAGUCGGUAAAGACAUUGACCUGAAGGACCAGAAUGCAGUUGAUGACCUUCUCUUGAAGCUUGAUGGUACAGAGAACAAAUCCAAACUAGGGGCUAAUGCUAUGCUGGGAGUGUCACUGGCUGUUUGCAAGGCUGGAGCUGCUGCCAAGGGCGUACCCCUGUACCGUCACAUUGCUGACCUGGCUGGGAAGAAGGAGGUCAUACUCCCAGUCCCUGCAUUUAACGUCAUCAAUGGAGGCACCCACGCUGGCAACAAGCUGGCCAUGCAGGAGUUCAUGAUCCUACCCACAGGUGCCAGUUCCUUCACUGAAGCCAUGAAGAUGGGAUCAGAAACUUACCACCACCUUAAAGCUGUGAUCAAGAAGAAGUAUGGCCAGGAUGCUUGCAAUGUUGGUGAUGAGGGUGGAUUUGCUCCAAACAUCCUUGAAAACAAAGAAGGCUUGGAGCUGGUGAAGAUUGCCAUUGAAAAUGCUGGCUAUACUGGCAAGAUCCAGAUCGGCAUGGACAUAGCUGCAUCCGAGUUCUGCAAGGAGAAGAAAUAUGAUCUCGACUUCAAGAGCAAAGACUCUAACCCUGCUGAGUGGUUGUCCUCUGAUGCGCUGGCUGAUCUGUACAAAUCUUUCGCUGAAGAUUACCCAAUCGUCUCCAUUGAGGAUCCCUUUGACCAAGACGACUGGGAGGCCUACACCAAGUUCACAGGAUCUGUCAAGUUCCAAGUUGUAGGUGAUGACUUGUUGGUGACCAACCCAAAGCGUGUACAGAAGGGCAUCGAUAUCAAGGCCUGCAACUGCCUGUUGCUCAAAGUCAACCAGAUUGGAACUGUAUCGGAAUCUAUUCAGGCGUGUAAGAUGUCUCAGGAUGCUGGCUGGGGUGUGAUGGUGUCACACAGGAGUGGGGAGACAGAAGACACAUUCAUCGCUGAUCUCGUUGUAGGACUUUGCACUGGACAGAUUAAGACCGGAGCUCCAUGCAGAUCUGAACGUUUAGCCAAAUAUAACCAGAUCCUUCGUAUUGAAGAAGAACUCGGCUCAAGUGCAAAGUACGCUGGAGCUAACUUCCGCCGCCCAGAGGCAUAAAGUGAACAGAACUGUUAGAUUCAAAAUGCUCUGUGCAAGAACAACUAUAUAGUUUGCAGCCUCCUAAUUUCCGUUGCUUUUUGAAUGUGCCAUAUUAACAUGUCUCACAGAGAGAAGUGACUGUCGCCUACUUGAAGUUCAGCUACAUCAGCUGUUGGUUGGUAACCAGAGACAGGAUACCAUUCGGGAAGUGUUUUGUUGAUGUUUUAGUUUCAUCUGUUAUUUUGUUGUAUAUUUUGUUACCAACGUUUUACUUAAAACUCAUGUUGGUACAUAGUUAUUUAUUGUUUCCAUCAGAACGAUUGAAGAAUCAUGUCUUGGUACAACAACCCAAGAUUCAAUUUGAAGAAGUAAUUAGACUUUGAUGUGACUCUGAUGCAGAUGGCACUCAUUGAAGAUAUACACAUUAUCUCCUGUGAAACUUUCUCUGUACAUAUCACUGUGGUUAUGUAGCUAUACGUUAUGAAUGUAUGCACAUAGUUGCACAGUUGAAGUUGGCAACAGCUGUUAAUUGAAGUAUUAUCUACAGGUGAAAAUGUCAGUGCUUUUACAUUAACAUUGCAUAGGUCUUGUGGCCACUGUCAGGAAUCUCCAUGACUGGAUUCUGUGUUCCCACAACAAGGAACUGUGGAUACCUUUUUAAGACGGGUAAAAUAUAUUACCUUCACUGUUAAACAUUUUACAACAGCAUUACUCUCUGUAGCUAAGUAUUUCAGGGUAGAUGAAUGUAGUGAGUUGUUCAGUGGGCAUUGUUUUGUUGAACAAGGAAGAACGUUAAAAUCAUAUAUUCCCAUUCCAGCACUUGUUUCACAGUGCACUGUGUGUCUGACAGUGUCCAGUCAUGAUGAUGUGAGGUGGUUGCAAGUCUAGGCUGUGUAGAUCUGUGUUCCGAUGUAGGAUUGUUAUUGUUACAAAUCUUACAUCACUCCUGGCUAAUACAGUGCUAACCUUAUCAGGUCCUCAUGUUUUGCUUUCUGUUGUAUGUACUACAUCCUCUCAAUAAAAUAUCCCAUUUUGA
Haliotis rubra (blacklip abalone) is the source of this 2554-nucleotide messenger RNA. Its product is annotated as enolase-like. Gene Ontology annotation, biological process: glycolytic process. Gene Ontology annotation, molecular function: phosphopyruvate hydratase activity; magnesium ion binding. The transcript has 14 exons. The record is from RefSeq and is a predicted model, not a curated record. Bases 136 to 1536 code for a protein of 466 amino acids. Gene Ontology annotation, cellular component: phosphopyruvate hydratase complex. NCBI's taxonomy places the organism in Eukaryota, Metazoa, Mollusca, Gastropoda, Lepetellida, Haliotidae.